Messenger RNA from Magallana angulata, 2382 nucleotides. RefSeq names its product type 2 phosphatidylinositol 4,5-bisphosphate 4-phosphatase-like. Gene Ontology annotation, molecular function: phosphatidylinositol-4,5-bisphosphate 4-phosphatase activity. Gene Ontology annotation, biological process: phosphatidylinositol dephosphorylation. Bases 77 to 823 code for a protein of 248 amino acids. The transcript is spliced from 8 exons. Gene Ontology annotation, cellular component: phagocytic vesicle membrane; late endosome membrane; plasma membrane. The record is from RefSeq and is a predicted model, not a curated record. Lineage: Eukaryota; Metazoa; Mollusca; Bivalvia; Ostreida; Ostreidae.
UUGGCGUGCCAUAGGUAGUCCAUCUCCAGGUCACAUGAUUUAGUCAUGUGAUUUCUGUUUUCUAUCGGUCAUCAAGAUGGCCGAUGGGGAGGAAAGAGCGCCUUUGCUUCGGAACGUUAUAUCAGAACCCCCACCUAUUUAUUCUUCACAAGCACCACCUCCUGGCCAGGUGCCUCCACCCUAUCCUGCUGAUGAGUUGCCACCACCCUACACCCCCACUCCACAAGGGGGAAUCCCCAUGAUCAACUGCAAAGUCUGUCAAGCAUUGAUCAAUGUUGAAGGAAAGCAAAACCAACAUGUUGUGAAGUGUAAUGUCUGCAAUGAAGCAACACCAAUCAAGGGACCACCUCCAGGAAAGCGUUACAUACGAUGUCCAUGCAACUGUUUGCUCAUCUGCAAUAGUACUGCGGCCAGGAUUGCAUGUCCCAGACAAAACUGCAAGAGAAUAAUCAACCUUGGGGGUCAAACACAUGUUGUAGUGCGCAAUCCUGGCUCCGAGAGAUUUACCUGCGCUUACUGUAAUCAGGUGUUUGUGUUCAACUCGGUAGGAUGGAGUCAGCUUGCAAGAUGUCCACACUGCAGAAGAGUUUCCUCUUGUGAUGCAUCAAACCAGAAAACACGCUGUGCAAUAUAUCUGAUUUUGGGAAUCAUUUUCCUCGGAGCAGGCAUUGGAGUUACUGUUGGAACAUACGAGAUGGCACACCACUCUGGUGGGAUCUACACUGUGUGGAUAGGGGCUUUUGUGCUUGGGAUUUUGUUCCUUGUGAGGGCGGCCUAUCUGGGGUCAAUUCGGGUCAGCCCCAGAGCACCCCCUCCUUCAUAAUGUUGCCAUGGAAGCCACCUUUGCAGAAAUUGAAACCGAAGUUAUACCCUUUGACUGCUGAAAUUAUAACCCCUGGUUCACACAUUCCAAAUAACAAAAUAAGAAUGAUUUGUCAGUGAUGUUGGAAAGGGCAAAGGUCAACGAGGACAAAGAACAUGAGAACAUGACUUACCGGUAGUUGUUAGAACUUGUUUGUAUAGUAACUUUGUAAUGUAUGUACAUGUAUUUCUUAAUGAUUUGAAAGUGCCAAGAUAUUGUGUUGAUAUGUAUUGUGUUGUCAUUGUAUACAUUUUUGAAUGAAAUUACCUUCUUGUACACAAACCAAUGUAGAACCUAAAAAGGGUCAAGAUAUUUACAAACAUGUUUGUAUACAUACUUUUUUGUAAAUGUACCUUAGAUUUAGAUUUCCAUUAAUUACCUCCAAAUAAUUUCAUUUCUAUUCCAGUUUUUAUGAAAUGUUUCAGUUUGAACUAAAAUACUCUGGUACUAAAUAUUCAUACAUGUAUUUGUAUAACCAAACAAGGUUACAAAUUCAUGCUAGUGUUAUUAGCAUGGAGUACAAAACUUUUAUGCAUUGUUAUAGCUUUUAUAGUAUGGUUGACUUGUCCUCCUCCUAAAGCGUUGUGGUUUUAUGAAAAAAAUAUUUUACAAUUCAUAUUUCAUUAACUUGUUUUCCUAUUAAAAUUUGUCUAUAUUUCCCUACAAUAUACAGUAAAGCGUAGACCAAUGUUUUUCUUUCUCUGAAAUAGUGUACCAGUUUAUCUUUACCUUUUUUAUUCACCAGCAUUACCAAUGUUAUUUCAGCUUCUAAUAUACUGCUUUCUCUUGAGAUAAUCAUUCUGGAAAUGGUGUGCCAGUAUCUCUAUAUUUUAUUCACCAACAUUCAAUGUUAAUGCUAUUUGUUAUAACGCUGCUUUCUCUCAAGAUAUUAAUUGUAUGUGAACAAAUAUUGGCUCAUAGUGGCUGUGAUGCUGUAAAUAAAUCCAAGUACAUGUGUAAUGUAUUCCUAUUGUAAUCAGAACAUUUUAUGUACUAAAACCUAACAGGGUAACUGGUUCCAACUUUUAAAUACAAUGUAUUAGGCACAAUAGACAAAAUAAAGAUUUUUUUCCAAAAUUAUACAUCCCUUAGAGCAAUAUUUAACCAAUAAACCUCAUGAUUACCCAACUAAUUACAUCAAUUAGCAUCCUACAAUAUAUAUUUGAAUAUUUAAUUUCGAAAGAGUAUCUGUUAUCUAUAACCUUUAGGAGUCUAUUGCAUUUUUUAAGAGAUACCAUUUACAAUGCAUGUAUCCAUUGUUAUCCACUUUUCCUAAAUGUCCUUUUCAUGUUUAUUUGAUGCAACCUAUUGAAUUACAUAUUAAGCUAUUGUUUUGUUUGAAACAUUUACAUAUGAAUUACCGGUAAUUUUAAUCAGCUCUUGAUAAAUUAUUGAUUGAUUGUAUGUUUAUUUUGAAUCAUGCAUUUGUCAAUUACAUUGCAGGAUAAAGAUAAUAUAUGUAUCUAAAUUGUAUAACUAGUUACUAGUAGUGAGAAAUAAAUUUUAUGAUCAUUAGGAAA